AUGAGGUUGUAUAACGAUUUACCACCAGAGCUGCACCACAACAUCUAUGAGCGAUUGCCAAGGAAGAAGCUCCUUGAGAUGUUGGGAAUGUCCAGGCGUUACCGCGACAUAGCGGAGAAGGUCCUCUACAAGGAGCUCGUCUUCGAUCGAGAUCAUUAUUCUCGGAUUGGACGCCUUUUCCUCACCGUCGUCGGCCGACCAAAGCUAGCAAAAUUGAUCAGAAGCCUCACGAUCACGUACGAACCUGACCAUCGCGUGGACAGCCUUGCCAAUGAUGCCUAUUACAAACGCUUCUGGAACAACAUCACCACUGUGAGAGACACGAUCGAAAACCUUAGCAAGGAAAUGGACAAUGAGUUUAUGCUGCGCUGGUUCGGUAGCGUCUACGCUGGUUCAGGCUUGUACGAUGGCGCGCAAGCUGUGAUCAUUUGUCUAGCGACGAACUUAGAGCACUUAGAACUCGAACCGUGGUCAAUUACAACAAGAGUUCUAAAUCACGAAUGGGGACUGAGCGACAACAACUCGACAACCCGUCCAUUCUGCAACUUGAAGAAUCUCAAUGCACGCGGAAGGCUAUACGGCACAGUACCUGUCUUCCCGUGGAUGGAAUCUUUGAGUAUAGAACCCGAACUAUGGUCAGUCAGGCACGGCAGCCUACCUAUCCACUUGCCAUACCGGAGCACUAGUUCGACCCUACGGGUCUUGGAGAUGAGCAAAGUUGAUGUUAGUCCAGCCGCCUUCGAACAGCUGCUUUCUUUACCAGAACUCAGUAAUGUCAAAGAGCUGAAGAUCAGCAAAGUGUUUGUUGGCUACGAGAGUUCAUGGCCCAAGGACUACGAUCUCCGACGCAUUAUCCAAGUUAUUGAAGGUCAUCUACCCAACCUAGAGGUUCUACACUGGUUUCAGCACGACUGGGAGAAAGAAAAUACUUCCACGAGAACUUUCGGCAGCUUCAAGGGUCUUUCCAAACUGCGAGAACUGAAGAUAGACGCCCAACUACUGGCAACUCAUGAUCAUAUCUACGAUCCAGAUGCAGAGGUGUUGGCUCUUACCCGCCCUGCUGAGUACCUACCCGACAGUCUUGAAGCUCUACACGUCUUGUGUUUGACCGCACAUGAUGAACGAAUCGACUUGGCUCUUCAGCUAGCACGUACAUUGAACCUUCGGAGUCUUGAGCUGUCGCUUAACUUGGAGGACUGGUAUACUUAUUGGCGUCGUGUCGCCGAUGAAGGCGCUCACGAGUUACGCAAGAGCAGGAGAAAGUUCUUCCGCGACACUGUGGCGGAUAUGACUGCAUCAGGCAUAAAAUUGCGUAUCUGGCGACAGGAGGGCAUGUGCCCAGAGAAGAUUCUCUUUGCUCCAGGAUAUCAGCGGCCAUGGCCCAUAUGGGUCGACGCUGAGAAAAGGUGCUGGAGUUACCGAGUUCUCGCUGCAUGGGGGGCGAAGCAGUAUAAGAGCCAUCUUUCGAAGUCAUAUAUCAGCUAUCACGAUGAUGAUGAUGAUGAAUGGCAAGACUAUGGGGGCGAUAGCAGUAACCAGGGAGAUAGCGAUGUUGACGAGAGCGGGAAGAUUGCAGGCCAGGGUGGAGAGAAGAAGGACGAUGACGACAAGAAGAGCGAUGACGACAGGAAGGGCGAUGUCGGAAAGCAGGGCGAUGACAAGGAACUGAGCGACAACAGGGUUGAAGGUAAGGUAGCAGAAAAGAGCAGUGAUGGAGAUCAAGGACGUUCAUAG
Alternaria infectoria is the source of this 1734-nucleotide messenger RNA. RefSeq lists its product as uncharacterized. The coding region runs from base 1 to 1734 and encodes 577 amino acids. Gene Ontology annotation, molecular function: protein binding. The transcript has a single exon. The record is from RefSeq and is a predicted model, not a curated record. NCBI's taxonomy places the organism in Eukaryota, Fungi, Ascomycota, Dothideomycetes, Pleosporales, Pleosporaceae.